AUGCGCACCAUGUGCUUGCAAACGCACUCGCUGGCGGGCGCUACGGGAUCUGCCUUCGUCUCUGUGGGGAAAACCAAACUGAACUGCGCCGUAUACGGCCCACGCCCGAACACAAAGGCAGCUUCGCAGGAUCGAGGCAGCAUCAAUCUCGAGUUCAAAUAUGCUCCUUUUGCAACGACCUCGAAGGGCGCGUGCAACGAGCGAGACAGCGCACAUCUGGUCACCCUUCUCCAUCAGGCCGUGAACGCAGUCGUUCGGUUAGAUCUCUACCGCAAGUCGACGAUCGCCGUAUCUGUGCUUGUUCUCGAAGAUGAUGGAGGAGUCAUCUCUGCGGCGCUGACAUGCAUCGGCUUGGCCCUCGCCGAUGCCGGCAUUGAGAUGCUCGACGUCUUGACGGGGGCGUCAGGAUGCGCGGUCGCCUUGGAACAGCCCGAUGGCCCGCCCCGCAUAUGCGUCCUUCUCGACCCUGAUGCCGAUGAGCGACGCGCCUUCGCAGACAAGUGCACCGUCGUCGACCUCGGAUACUGUCCUGCUCAGUCGUCUGCUUGCUUCAUCCACGCAACGGGGCCUCUCCUUGCCUCCGAGAGCGGCGAGCAGGUGGGCAGUGUUUGCAUUUCCCGGCAACCGAAACCGCACGAGGCUUAG
Messenger RNA from Neospora caninum, 645 nucleotides. Its product is annotated as putative 3' exoribonuclease. Gene Ontology annotation, biological process: U4 snRNA 3'-end processing; nuclear mRNA surveillance; poly(A)-dependent snoRNA 3'-end processing. NCBI's taxonomy places the organism in Eukaryota, Apicomplexa, Conoidasida, Eucoccidiorida, Sarcocystidae. The coding region runs from base 1 to 645 and encodes 214 amino acids. Gene Ontology annotation, cellular component: nuclear exosome (RNase complex); cytoplasmic exosome (RNase complex); nucleolus. The transcript is spliced from 7 exons. The record is from RefSeq and is a predicted model, not a curated record.